Molecule: messenger RNA, 1531 nt
Organism: Schizophyllum commune H4-8
Lineage: Eukaryota; Fungi; Basidiomycota; Agaricomycetes; Agaricales; Schizophyllaceae
Product: S-adenosyl-L-methionine-dependent methyltransferase
Exons: 10
Coding region: 152-1531 (459 amino acids)
Molecular function (GO): O-methyltransferase activity
Source: RefSeq, a predicted model, not a curated record
UUUAUGCGCGGAGGACUCCCAAGCGAGCUUCUCUCGCCUAACAUUUGCGCCGUGGCAUACGUCCUAUCACGUCGGCCGGUCCCACUCUGAGGUACAUAUAUAAGAUGAGGUCGACACGGCCAGUCGUACCAACUCCUGACUUACGCUCAGAAUGUCUACUCAGCCUUCUCCUCUUCGCGCUCUCGCCGAUUCCAUCUCCCAAGCGGUUACGGUCAUCGAAGACGCAUAUACUGUGGCCAAUCUGUCCUACCCAUCUCUGACUGGAUCCUUCGACCCUGCGUCUCCUGCUGAGACCUUGCUUAUGCGACCCGACGUUGCGCAGGCCGCUGCGCUGGUUUCUUUAGGCUGUCGCGCUCUUGACGCUGCUGCAGGCAGUCCCGGAAUCAAGACGAUGCCAGCGUUCGAGGUCGCUGUGAACGGUUAUGUCGCUGAAAUCCUCCGCUCGAAACCUGCGGGCAUGCACGUCAACGAGAUUGCGACAGUCAAUGGCUUUGACGCCGCGAUAUUGGGCCGCGUGCUUCGCAAACUGGCUUCAGCCUUCGUGUUCGUCGAGGUUGCUCCCAACGUGUUCGCCAACAAUCGUUUGUCCUGUACCCUCGAUACGGGAAAAACUGUCGAGGAGAUCAAGGCGAACCCGGUCGCUCGCUUUACAGGCGCAUUGGGGGUAGCCUCAUUGAUCAGUCAUGCCACCGACACCAACUUCAAGGGAGCGGCGCGUUUGUACGAGUGGCUGCAGGACAAAAAUCACGGUGACGGCCCAGAGCACGCUCCUGUUCCUCGCGCCUUUGGCACGAGUCUACCUCUGUACGCGUGGCUCGAGCAACCAGGUAAUGAACAUCGCCUUGCGAGCUUCGCCGCUGCAAUGAACGCUCGCGAAGACAUUCAGCCGCCGGAAGCAAUUUUGCAGGUCCUGGACUUCUCUACGCUUCCGGCCGGCACCAAGGUCGUCGACGUCGGUGCCGGAAUCGGCCAUUUCAGCCUCACAAUCGCCAAGAAGUACCCGGACCUCCACUAUGUCAUUCAAGACAGGGCCGCUGUGGUGGAGAAGGCCAAGGCGCACUGGAGCGAACACCUACCCAGCGCUACCGUCGAGAUGAUUCCGCAUGACUUCUUCCAGCCGCAGCCCGUUAAGGAGCCCGGUGUCUUCAUCCUCAACAACAUCUUGCAUAACAAUGGCAAGUCGCGUUGUAUCAGGAUCCUUAAGCUGCUGCGGGAUGCCGCUGGAUUUCAGACGAAGCUGCUCAUUGGAGAACAAAUUGCCCCGUACGCCUGCCCCGAACCAGUCUCCUUGCAAGGCGCUAGCGACAUCAAGGGCGCGGACAAGCUUCAGGCGCCCGUCUCGCCUCUCCUCGCCCCAGGACUAGCUGACUGGCCCGCCAGUGCAGACCUCAUUAUGCUGCUCAACUUCAACAGCGAAGAGCGCACACUGGGUGGCUUCAUCGACCUGGCCUCGGAAACAGGGUGGAAGAUCGUCGAGGCCAAGACCAUCCCGGGCGGUGUCGAUGGCUUCAUGGUCGCGGUGCCGGUUUAA